This is a messenger RNA of Cherax quadricarinatus, 3235 nucleotides long. NCBI's taxonomy places the organism in Eukaryota, Metazoa, Arthropoda, Malacostraca, Decapoda, Parastacidae. The record is from RefSeq and is a predicted model, not a curated record.
CAGAACUCCCGUGACUUAACCUGAUUCCUCCGUUUUCUUCUCCCUCUUCCCCUUUCCUUUAUUAUUUAUUUUCUUCCCCUCUGUGGGCACCUAGCUCCCUUGCAGUGCUCCUCUUUCUUAGUAUUUGACUGGCUCCUCCUCCCACCUCCCCCUACUACUACCUUCUACCUCCAUUACUACUACUACUACUACUACUACCACCUCCUGCCUAUAUACACCCCUCCUGCUCUCCUUCUCAGUCAUGUGAAACCCAGAGUGACCAGAUGGAUGGUUGUGUCAGUGGUCACUACCAUGUUGGGAUCAUGCCUGCCAGCUGGCUACUGUAUUGGAGUCAUUAACACACCACAGGAAAUAAUCAGAAGUUGGGUGAAGAGUGUCAUACUAGAGAAGUAUAAUUCAGAACUAUCGCUUACUCAGGAGGUGUCACUCUGGUCUGUGAUUGUAGCAAUAUUUGUAGCAGGAGCUACUAUAGGCUCAUCAUUUGGUGCCGGACUUGCUGAUAGAAUUGGAAGGCGUGCUAGCUUACUGGUAAACCACUGGCUGUGCAUCUGUUCUGCUUUAUUGCUGAUGUGCUGUAAAAUGAUGGGCUCAGUAGAGAUGCUAAUCAUUGGACGCUUCACAUCUGGCAUUUGUUCAGGUCUUGCCACUUGUCUGGUUCCCCUCUACUUGUCCGAGGUGGUCACCGCUCAACUCCGAGGUGUCAUGGCUGUAACAUUCCCUCUUGGCAUGUGUCUAGGUCUUUUUAUCUCUCAGAUAAUGGGAAUGGAGAGUGUUUUAGGUACCGAAUAUGGUUGGCCAUAUUUAUUAGGAGGUUACAUAAUUUCUGUGUGUCUGGCUAUCUUUCUUCACCCAUUUCUCCCAGAGUCGCCAACAUAUUGUUACAUUAUAUCACAUGAUGAAACCAGGGGACACAAAGAACUCUCUCGCUUACAUGGAGAUAAUAAAUAUGUGGAAGCUGAGGAGUCAUUGUUAAGAAUGCAUGCCAAAAUUUGUGCCACACCACAAGCAGGCAAAACAUGGACUAUUUCAAGAGUGUUCAAGUUUCAUGGCAACAAAAUGCCAUUAAUAAUUACUAUACUUUUCAAUGCUGGACAGCAGUUUUCUGGCAUUAAUGCUGUGUUUUACUACUCAACACUGAUCUUUCGGAGUGCAGGUCUGAACAUGUACCAGAGUCAAGGUGCUUCAAUAGGCGCUGGGGCUGUCAACUGUUUCAUGGCAAUACUUGCUGUGCCACUUAUCAAAUAUUGUCGGCGUAGAGUGUUACUACUAACUUCUGUGGCAUUGUGUACCUUUUGUCAAAUAGUGCUCAUGGUGGCCCUCAAACUCAUCUCUACCUCUCCAUAUGCACCAUUUGUUGCCAUAGCAGCUCUUCUGUCAUUUGUACUAGUUUAUGGCAUGGGUCUUGGUCCUGUCCCAUUCAUGAUUGCUACUGAAAUGUUUCCGGUGGGCCCACGGUCAAUUGGGAUAUCCCUGGGUGGUACCAGCAACUGGUUUGGUAACCUCGUUGUGGGCCUCACCUUCCCACUGAUUCAAGAGAGCCUCGGAGAAUUGUCAUUCUCCAUAUUAAUUGCUUCCUCUUUCCUACUAUUUAUUUUUAUAUACAAAUGACACAACAUGCGUCUUCUCUCAAGCAAACCCAGCCAUACUGGCCAACACUUAAUACCGAAUUGCAGAAAAGAUCUACCUGGAUGGGACUUGCACAUCAGAGCUUAUUUCUUGGGUAGCAUUGAAAAUUGGGUUGGUCAAAUGUUUGUUAGUGGGAUGAAUUGUAAAGGACCUGCCUAGUAUGGGCCAACAGGCCUGUUGCAGUGUUCCUCCUUUCUUAUGUUCUUAUGACUGAUAAGCUUGCCCUCAGUACUGACAAAACCUAUUUCAUUCAGUUUAGAAACAGAGCUGCAAAUGUUCCACUUAACACUAAGCAGAUAACACAUCACAAGACUCACAGAGGGAAAAUUAAUAGAAAGCCAACUUGACAGUUGCCUCAAAUUCUACAUGCAUAUACAACAAAUUUCCAAGAAAAUCUCUAAGACAGUAGGCAUACUAUCAAAGAUACAGUACAGUACUAUGUUCCACAAUCAGCUCUCCUUGCACUGUAUCAUUCACUCAUCUACCCUUAUCUCACAUAUGGAGUAUGUGCAUGGGGAUCAAUGACAUUAAAUCACCUAGGACCACUAAUAACCUAGCAAAAGGCUGCAGUCAGAAUGAUAACAAAUUCCCACUCCCGACAGCAUACUCCACCAAUAUUCAAAAGUCUAAAACUACUCACCGUAAAGAACAUUCAUACUUAUUCAUGUGCCUACUACAUACAUAGAACACUACACUCAAACAUAAACCCUCCACUCAAACUUCUCCUCACCAACCUUAACAGGACACACGACCAUAACACAAGACACAGAUAUAUUUUUUAUGUAUCCUGAGUUCAUAUUACACUGUGUAAAAACUCUAUGCACAUAAAGGGCCCCAAAAUUUGGAAUUCAUUACCAGUAAAUAAUAAAGUAACUCAGUCUGAACAUCAAUUUAAGACUUCUCAAAAACCACUUACUCACCAUUUAACUUUACCAAAAAAUUUCCCAAUUACCUAAAUCUUAAAACUUCAAAACAUGAUACCCAAAGUUCAUACAUUGAUUAAUACUACAUUGUAGUAAAAAUACCUACCCAAAACAAUACUGCCUUACACCCAAUUGUAGCAUUCUCAUACUGUAAACUACUUUCAACAACUCACAAUUUAUUUAUUUUUUUUUUUUUUAACAAGUCGGCCGUCUCCCACCGAGUCAGGGUGACCCAAAAAGAAAGAAAAUCCCCAAAAAGAAAAUACUUCCAUCAUCAUUUAACACUUUCACCUCACUCACACAUAAUCACUGUUUUUGCAGAGGUGCUCAGAACACAACAGUUUAGAAGCAUAUACGUAUAAAGAGACACAACAUAUCCCUCCAAACGGCUAAUAUCCCGAAACCCCUCCUUUAGAGUGCAGGCAUUGUACUUCCCAUUUCCAGGACUUAAGUCUGGCUAUAUAAAAAUAACCGGUUUCCCUGAAUCCCUUCACUAAAUAUUACCCUGCUUACGCUCCAACAGAUCGUCAGGUCCCAAAUACCAUUCGUCUCCAUUCACUCCUAUUGAACACGCUCAUGCACGCCUGCUGAAAGUCCAAGCCCCUCGCCCACAAAACUUCCCUUACCCCUUCCUUCCAACCUUUUUGAGGACAACCCCUACCCCGCCUUCUUUCCCCUACAGAUUU